CUUGUUGUUCUAGUAUAUUCCACGUAGUUUCAAGGAGAAAAGUUUCACAACCCAGCUUUACUUAUCUUUUGAUGUCAGUGCCUCACUUCCACCUUAGAAUUUAUUUUCCAGAGCCAUGUCAGAGAACAGUGCCACAGGAGCAAAUGUGGGAGACUGUAUAGAUGCCAGAGUGGUCAGCCCCAAAGGGACUCAGACUGGAUCCAGUGGGAAUAAUGAGAUCACAACUGGAUCAAAAAAAGCCAAAGGAGAAGCACAGUCUGACUUGUAUAGAUACAAUAUGGGCUACCCCAACCUCGGGAAAUGUAUCAUCAUCAACAACAAGAACUUUCAUAAACAUACAGGGAUGCUUGUGCGGAAUGGGACAGAUGUGGACGCAGCAAAUGUGCUCCAAGUUUUCACAAAGCUGGGUUUCAAAGCUGUGAUUCAAAAUGAUCAGACCGUUUCACAAAUGAAGAGCAUUCUAAAAUCAGUGUCCCAGGAGGACCACAGACAGUCCGCCCUCUUUGCAUGCGUGAUACUGAGUCAUGGGGAGGAAGGAGUGGUUUAUGGUACUGAUGGAUGUUUGGAGGUUAAGGAACUGACUACAUUCUUCCGAGGAGACAACUGUACUUCCCUAGUUGGCAAACCUAAGCUCUUCUUCAUACAGGCUUGUCGUGGGUCAGAAUUGGACAGUGGCAUAGAGACUGAUGGCAAAAGUGACUCAGAAGACACUCAGAUGAUUCCUGUUGAGGCAGACUUCUUGUAUGCAUACUCCACUGCUCCAGGUUAUUAUUCUUGGAGAAACACAGCUAAUGGAUCGUGGUUCAUCUCCUCCCUGUGUGAGAUGUUGACUACUUAUGCCAGAGAGCUGGAGCUAAUGCAAAUCAUGACACGUGUAAAUCGUAAGGUGGCGCUGGAGUUCCAGUCAAGCACUGACCUACCAGGUUUCAACCGGAAGAAACAAAUACCAUGCAUCGUGUCCAUGCUAACAAAAGAGCUGUACUUUCCAAAUUGAUGGUAACAUUCAAGUAGGCUAAAUAAAAUUAAGGUUAUUGAGACGUAACUACACACCGCUGCGCAACAAUAGGCAGCACAGAGAAUCUACAGAAUCUUUUUGACCGCAACAGCAAUGAAAUGUUUUUUUUUCUUCUACAUUUAUUUUAAAGCAGUGGAAACUCACAGCAUUGUAUCACUUAAGAUCUUGCCCAUACAUUGUGUUGCAUUGUAUUAAGCGCUAAAAUCUCGUACGUACACUGUGCAUGCUGUGCUUACUUUGGAAAGCAUUUUCACCCUUUCUAGGAACACCCAGCAUAACCUGUGUCAAAACAUCUCUAGACUGUGGCAGGUGUGCAAAACCAAAUCCAUAUAUAACAACCUGGUACUAUUCAGUAAAACGUUUUUCAAA
Messenger RNA from Electrophorus electricus (electric eel), 1384 nucleotides. The record is from RefSeq and is a predicted model, not a curated record. NCBI's taxonomy places the organism in Eukaryota, Metazoa, Chordata, Actinopteri, Gymnotiformes, Gymnotidae.